ACGGCAAUAUGUUAUCUAUGCGUGUUAAGAAUGUUCGUCUGAAAGGUUUACUACUACGCCAAGUCAACGUCAUGUUAAACAUGAUUGGCAGCAGCAGCGGCAGACGGUUUAAAAUUCUUUGCAGUUUCUUGCACGGCAACUGUAGAUGGAAUUUCUCCAAAUGGUUCAUCAAUUUUCACAAAAAUUUGGAGACAAAAAUUGUGUGCAGAUUCCUAAUAUUGUUUAUAGUUAUGGAAUCUGCGACCGGUGGUUUGCUGAAUAUAAAAGCCAGUUGCAAAACUCUAAAGACGUUACAAAGAGCAUGGUCCCUCUGCCCCGGCACUUUUAGCGGAUGCCUAGAAAAGUUAAAGCGGGUGUCUGCCGAAAACGCUAAAGUCCUUUCCGCGACAUGCAGAAUGUGCGCAGCAAGAGAUAUUUGUAAAAAUGCAUGAAAUCGUAUGGACAUAUGUGGCUCUAGUCCUAAUAAUGGUAUCCAUAAAGAUGGACCAUGCAAUGUUA
This is a messenger RNA of Glossina fuscipes, 498 nucleotides long. RefSeq lists its product as uncharacterized. The record is from RefSeq and is a predicted model, not a curated record. Bases 9 to 431 code for a protein of 140 amino acids. NCBI's taxonomy places the organism in Eukaryota, Metazoa, Arthropoda, Insecta, Diptera, Glossinidae. The transcript has 3 exons.